Molecule: messenger RNA, 1663 nt
Organism: Ipomoea triloba (trilobed morning glory)
Lineage: Eukaryota; Viridiplantae; Streptophyta; Magnoliopsida; Solanales; Convolvulaceae
Product: berberine bridge enzyme-like 13
Exons: 1
Coding region: 5-1633 (542 amino acids)
Molecular function (GO): oxidoreductase activity; FAD binding
Source: RefSeq, a predicted model, not a curated record
ACGCAUGGCGGCUAUGGCUUCUUCGAGCUCCCCGGUAAUUCUAUCAAUUUUAUUCACUUGCUUAACCUUUUCGCCGCCGGUGGUUUCCGUUUCCGUUCAAGUUCAGUUCUACAAAUGCAUUUCUUUAUAUUCCGAUACCUCCAUUCCAUUCUCCACCGCUUUCUUCUCCCCUACUACAAAUGCUUCUUCGUUCAAUUCCGUUCUCCAAUCCACCGCCCAAAAUCUCCGCUUCCUGGAGCCCUCCGCGCCCAAGCCGCUGCUCAUCUUCACCCCGCUCAUUGAAUCCCACGUUCAGGCGGCCGUCAUUUGCGCUAAAGAAGCCGGAAUUCAGCUCAGAGUCCGCAGCGGCGGCCAUGACUACGAAGGGAUUUCCUACACCUCGGACAUGGAAUCUCCGGCGCCGUUUGUCGUGAUUGAUUUGGCGAAGCUCCGGGGAAUUAAGGUUGAUGUUGAGGGUAACAGUGCUUGGGUCCAGGCUGGGGCUACGAAUGGAGAAGUUUAUUACAGAAUUGCGGAAAAAAGUAAGAUUCUUGGUUUUCCGGCGGGGUUUUGCACCAGCUUGGGAAUCGGAGGGCACAUUACUGGAGGCGCGUAUGGUCCGUUGGUGAGAAAGUACGGUCUCGGAGUGGACAACGUUGUCGAUGCGCGUAUUGUUGACGCGACGGGGAGGGUUCUAGACAGAGCCGCAAUGGGGGAAGACUUGUUCUGGGCAAUCAGCGGCGGCGGCGGCGGAAGCUUCGGAAUUCUACUCGCCUGGAAAAUCAACCUCGUACCAGUUCCAUCCACGGUGACGGUUUUCAACGUCCCGAGGACAUUAGAGCAAAACGGAACCAAAAUAUUCUAUAAAUGGCAGAAAAUCGCCGAUAAGCUCGACGAGGAUCUUUUCAUCGAAGUCACCUUCACGGCCGUGAAUUCAACCUCAAUCAAUUACAAAAGAACCGUACAAACGGAAUACAAAGCCCUGUUUCUCGGACAAACCGACAGGCUACUAAAAAUCAUGAAUCAUAGCUUCCCCGAACUACGAUUGACCAAAAAAGACUGCUCCGAAAUGAGCUGGAUAGAGUCCGUGAUUUACCUGACCGGAAACCCAAGAACCACGCCGCCGGAGUUUCUCAUCCAAGGGAAACUACAAUUCCAGAAGACAAAUUUCAAGGCCAAAUCAGAUUUCCUGAGAAAGCCCAUUCCAAAGAGCGGUCUCAAGGGGCUCUGGAAAAUCUUCCUGGAGGAUGACUCGCCGCUGAUGAUCCUGAAUCCCUACGGAGGAAUGAUGGGGAAGAUUCCGGAAUCCGCCACCCCAUUCCCUCAUCGGAAAGGGGUGAUAUGCAAAAUCCAGUACCUGACGAGCUGGGAAAUAGAGGGGGAGGAGAAGAAACACUUGGAUUGGAUAAGGCGGCUGUAUAAUUACAUGGGCACUUUUGUUUCCAAGUCCCCGAGAGAAGCUUAUGUGAAUUACAGGGAUCUAGACCUCGGAAUGAACAACAAUGGCGGAAACACUAGCUUCUCAGAGGCUAGUGUUUGGGGUAAAAAGUAUUUCAAGAAAAAUUUUGAGAGGCUUGUUGUUGUGAAGACGAGGGUUGACCCUGAUAACUUCUUCUGGCAUGAACAGAGCAUCCCUGUUGUUCCAUCAAAGUAAAACCUUGUUGGAUUGAAGCUUAUAAUUGCA